Messenger RNA from Morchella importuna, 1089 nucleotides. RefSeq lists its product as uncharacterized. The transcript has 3 exons. NCBI's taxonomy places the organism in Eukaryota, Fungi, Ascomycota, Pezizomycetes, Pezizales, Morchellaceae. Bases 1 to 1089 code for a protein of 362 amino acids. The record is from RefSeq and is a predicted model, not a curated record.
AUGACUCACAAGAAGCUCCCAAACGCCUCUAAUCUAGAUCUGAUCUCAACACUACCACUGCAAGGGCAACCGCCGCCACACAUCUCCGACCUACCCGUUGAAGCUCCAGCAGCGACUUCAAAUAUCUCGUCACCGCCCCGAAAUGGCUUCCACCGCGUCCACAACAUGACAAUGGCACCGCGUCUUCCCUCACUACUCCUCCUAGGCACCCUCUGCCUCCUCCUCCUCGCGACUCCAGCAUCUGUAAAACGCGUCCGCUGGCCCGCCCCCCUGUGCAGGAGCGUCGCCGAGAAGGAGCGCUUUGGAGACCUGACGCCCGCACAGGCGUGUCUGCCCGAUGCCUGUUGCUGCGAGCCCGGAUUCUGCAGCACUAGACCCUCCUAUUUCCGUCCGAAGCGGUGCAAGAAGAAUUGCAAUGACAUAAAGGGCGGGAAAGCCGAGUGGAAGCGGAGGGUGGAGAAAGUGCGCAACGCAGAAACUGCGCGUGAAUGUGAGCAAGAGAUACUAAAGAAGGCACCCAAGAACACCCAGCCCUCCACUCCCCCAGAGAAGAAGAAGAAGCCCAAGAACGAGCAGCAGAAACCAGCCACACCCUCACCCGGCGGCGACUCCAAAAAGAAGGCCAUCACCGAGUCCUUCGGCCGCAUAGUCUUCGCAGGUCCCAGCAACGCCCUCUCAAACAUGGACUCGAUUAACGCCGGCUCGCACUGGCAUUUCCUCACCUGCGAGACCCCCGGCACCUCUUCCAAGACGCGGCAGACCGUGCGUGUCAUCUGUACGACUGCCGGCGAGGUCGACAGCAACUGCGAUAUCAUCUACGAAGACGGGGUGGAGGGCACGGUGGUCAAGAUCCCGAGGGGCUGCUUUGAGGGCGAUUAUGCGGUGCUGCAUGGGAUGGUUGAAGCGGAGGACCAGAGCGUGCCAGAGGGCGUCAAAGGCGGGAAGGUCAUGGAGAUGACGUUUGAUUAUAAUUUUGGGAGUGUCAAAGAGACGGAAGAGCCGGUGAGUUUUAGGAUCGAUUUUAGUAAUGUGCCGGGGUAUAAUGAUGCGAUGGAGGGAUUUGGCGGGAUCUAUUUCACUAGGGUGUAG